AUCUCCGGACAUUCACCACGAGGACCUGAGUGCAACAUGGCGUGAGAUUGAUGCAAAGGAUAACGCAUUGACUUCAGAGGCUGCAAAAACAUAUAUGAGAAAAUUGAAGUGCCAUUGUCCACCACGUGAUGUCAAGUAUUUUAAUAUACUCUUGUUGGGACCAACAGGGACAGGGAAAUCAUCUUAUUGUAAUACAUGUUUAACAGUUGUAGGAAAUUCUAAGAUGGUUAAGAUUGGUGUCGCACAAACUGGUCGAAGUUCAGAAAGGAUUGUAAGAACAAUGCUACGUCCUAUUUGCUCAUUUGAUAAAGAAAACAACCUUCUCUUGAUACGACUAUUUGAUUGCCCAGGAAUGCUUGAACACAGAGGCAUAGGUUUAGAAGAAAUGAAAUUUAUCAUUAAAGGGAAUACUAAGCCAAAAUCAAUAAUUAAAUCAGCAUUGGAGAUGAAAGAAGACAAAGAUAUUUAUCGUGAUAAUCCCACUAAAAACGACAUGAUGCACGUUGUUGUCUUUGUGUUAAGAUGUGACAAAACGAUCAACUGUGAACAACAGGUUGCUGAUAUUCAGGAGCUACUUGACCCGCUUGGAAUUCCUUUCCUCAUUCUAUACACUGCUGUGGAUAAGAUUGAUGGUGUCACUGAUGAAGUGGAAAGAGUAUUUCAAAAUGGUAUCGUGAAAAGAAAGUGUGAAGAACUGUCAAAGUUACUCAAUAUUGACCAGAAAUACAUUUUGCCUAUGUCAAACUACCACGACGAUGCCUUUCCUAGACCAUCAAAGAACGCUUUAGCUCUGUACAACCUGUUUCAGAUGGUUUGUGCAGCUUAUGACAACUUAAACCAACCUGAAAACGUUCCUUCAGAUUUCUUCAAAUAGCAUAACAGGUUGUGUUUUGUUGUGUAAAUCUGAAACAAUUGAAUACAAGAAUAGCUAAUUCACUGAAAGGAUGUCAGAUCGGGCUCCACAAAAUUGAUAGGGAAUUGUUCUCUUCUAAAUACAUCAUAUCU
This is a messenger RNA of Ostrea edulis (European flat oyster), 1005 nucleotides long. Its product is annotated as interferon-induced protein 44-like. The transcript is spliced from 5 exons. Lineage: Eukaryota; Metazoa; Mollusca; Bivalvia; Ostreida; Ostreidae. Bases 95 to 874 code for a protein of 259 amino acids. The record is from RefSeq and is a predicted model, not a curated record.